AUGGCAUCUCCAAGCACGAGCACCUCCGCCUCCGGCUCGUCUCCCGGCGCCCUACCCGGUCUGGCCAAGUUUGGCUGCAUCAACUGUCGGGAGCAGCAUCUGAAAUGUGAUCGAGUAACACCCACAUGUGGCCGCUGCCAAACUUCAGGCCGGGCCUGUCGUCCAACCGGCCUCAAGAUCCGUGUCAACACCGAGAAUGGCAAGUUUAAAUUCACAAGGAAACAGAAGUGGGUCAGGUUUCCAAAACGAUAUGUUUGGAUCGAUGAGACCACGACAGUCGGGCAUGAUCAGUCCAGCCCGGAAAGCGGGGCUGAAGAUUUUGAUACUGACUUGUUGAACUAUGCUGCCUCGCCAGAGCUUACCUCGCCAGAGCUUACCUCGCCAGGAGGAGCGACAGCCCCGCCAUCUGCUACCCUCUCCCAGGAAUCCUCAGUCCCGCCCGAGUCUAGACACUCGCCCAGUGAUCUUGCCAUUGUCACCAGAUUCGCUGUAGACGGGCACCAGUCUGCUGUGGAAGAACAGCCGUUUGCGGUCCAACCCUCUCUUCUCGGCGUUGAGGAGCCUUCCAAGUGGCCACUACCACAGGGUACCGAAGGCCAUCUCAUCCGUCACUUUGUUGAAAACCUGGCCCUCUGGCUCGACCUGUGCGAUCCAAACCAAUCAUUCCAGAUUGAAGUGCCCCGUAGGGCUGCAAAGUCUUCCAUCUUGCGAGACGCCAUGUUGGCGUUAUCUGCCCGGCAUCAGGCCAAUACCUGUCGAUCCUAUUACGAGGAGCAGGCCCAGGUCUAUGCUUUCCGGUGCAUUGAAAACAUCAACAAGAUCAGCAAGUGCGGGGGUCUCGCGGUGCUGGUCAACCGCGAGCCCAGGUUGGCUGAGAACUGUUUCGCUGCAGCCAUCAUUCUAAGAGUCAUGGAGGAAAUGCAAGAGUCCCAAACCCUCUUGAUGGACGAACAAGAUGUCAAAAGCCACGUGCAUCUCACGGGCAUUCGCGGGUAUACAAACAGCUAUGUCUCCCGUCACAAGGGCCUCGCCCCGGGAACAUUGGCCGCCGCGUCGUUUUGGGUGGGUUUGCGGCAGGAUAUAUACUAUGCUGUCAUGAAAAAGGCCACGGUAAAGCUCAGCCUGGUCUCCGCGCUGCCCAGCAAAGAUCCAUACGAGGAUAUUGAAGACGAUUACUACUGGGCCAACAGAGCUGUAGUGCACUGCGCCAACGUUUUGAACUUUUGCCAUGGUGACCAGGCGAACCGCACGUCUGACCGGUGGGAGCUGCUCGUCCAAGAAAAUGAACAUUGGGCGGCCCGAAUGGGGAGGGGAGACAGCAACAAGCUGGCCAUGCUGAGGGAGGAAUCUGACUUUUGGGUGCCCUACGUCAAAGAAAACGACAAUACCAAGCCCUUUCCAGAGAUUUGGUAUCUGAGAAGCUGCCAAGUUAUCGGGAUGCAACACUUUCUUCUCGCCUCAGCCUUUCUGUUCUAUAACAAACCAAGGCAUGGGAUGGCCUCGAUGGAUGAGGCCCAAGCGCUGACGAAUCACGUUCAGGCACUGGUGCGAGAAAUUUGUGGCAUUGGGCUCGGAAACAAGAGCAUAGCUCCAAGCAUGUUCACUGCCUGCAUGGCAAUUGCAGCCUUCGGUCACUUGUUCAGCAGGCUCCAGGACCAGACUGCCAUGCUGGCCAUUCUCGAACAGACCGAGAAAGACCAUGCUCGUCCCACGUUGGAGGUCCAGCAACAGAUGAAGAAAGCCUGGCGCUGGCGAUAA
Podospora anserina S mat+ is the source of this 1758-nucleotide messenger RNA. RefSeq lists its product as uncharacterized. Gene Ontology annotation, biological process: positive regulation of transcription by RNA polymerase II. The record is from RefSeq and is a predicted model, not a curated record. The coding region runs from base 1 to 1758 and encodes 585 amino acids. Gene Ontology annotation, cellular component: nucleus. Gene Ontology annotation, molecular function: zinc ion binding; transcription cis-regulatory region binding; DNA-binding transcription factor activity, RNA polymerase II-specific. Lineage: Eukaryota; Fungi; Ascomycota; Sordariomycetes; Sordariales; Podosporaceae. The transcript is spliced from 10 exons.